Molecule: messenger RNA, 2580 nt
Organism: Branchiostoma floridae (Florida lancelet)
Lineage: Eukaryota; Metazoa; Chordata; Leptocardii; Amphioxiformes; Branchiostomatidae
Exons: 10
Coding region: 1-2580 (859 amino acids)
Biological process (GO): protein phosphorylation
Molecular function (GO): ATP binding; protein kinase activity
Source: RefSeq, a predicted model, not a curated record
AUGGCCUUCCGAGAUCCUUUCAUCGACAUCAUUAAGGUGUACGACGUAAAGAGAAGGGAGCUACUCCAGCUUUACCAAGAGUCCAAGAGAUUCAUUCAUGCUAAUUUCACCAACCAAUCGGCUUUAAAAUCGUUACUUGAUUGCGAUGAGAACGGACCACUGAUGACAGAAUUACAGCGGCGAAUGGACAUCCUGACGUCUGAGGUCUACGAAGUUAUUUUCUUAGAUAAUGAAAGGCCAAGUAAGAUUCUUGCUGAGUAUGUCCGACACAGCAAGGACCGAGAUAGCGGCAUCGUCUUAGUGGAUACUCCAGGUGUCGUUGCCGGACAGGAUCAAGGUCUUUGGGACUCUUACGGCACCGGCGCUGUGACAGCAGUGUUCGUGUUGGACGGUUACUACUGUGGAAUGGAGACCCAUAUCGAAAACCUGAUUGAGUCCUUCUCUAACAUGCCGGAUGAGGCAGCCAUCUUUACCAUCAACAAGUGGGACAUCGUAGUGGAAGAUUCAGAUUCCCCAAGCGAAGGUGAGCAGGCUUCCACAGAGGAAUACAGAGGAAGAUGUGAAGAUCUUCGGAAAACCUGGCCACGGCUUGAUGUGGACAACCAAGUCCUCUGUACCAAAGCCAAAGAAGCUCUCCAGUGCCUAAAAAGAGGGGAGGGCAGUGACGACUGCACCAAACUUCUUGCUUGCUUGCAAAAAGCUGUGCAAUCAAGUCUGAGAACAAGAGUAGAGGAUCACACCGGAUGGCUUGUGCAGUUUCUUCAGAAAAGGACUGAAAUCUUCGAAAAGUGUCUGAACAUCCCAGAUGGCACGGGACAAAGAAUUGGGCAAAGUGAAACUGUUCGGCGAUAUCAAGACGGCCUGCGAAGAUGCGAAAUCUGGCAAGAAAUCGUCCAAAACCUUCGGGGCAAGGUCGAUAUUGGUAUUAAAGAUUUGGGUUUGAAGCUUAGGGACUUCCUUCAAUCAGAGAGAGAGCCUUUGGUGAGGAACUGGUCCCUGAUGGAGGAUCAGCUGCCAGACAUCACAGCUUUUAACAACCUUGAAGCUGUUGUGCGGAAUCUUGUCGUCGGGAAAAUGACUGAAAUUGUAAAAGAGUGGGAUAGGGAAUCGGAUGGUCUGAAGCACUUCGAACGUAAAAUCAUCUCAGAGUUCAAAGACCAAUUCUGUCUGAUGCAGAACGAACUUGACCGUAUAUUGCAGAUGACUGGGACCAGUAGCACGCAACCUGCUCAUGAAGUACCCACUAUCGAUAAUCUUUUCUACCUCCCCGCAGUAAUGUUUCAGUCGCUCCCAGCCGCAAUUGCAGUCAUUCUAAAUGCGGUUUUAUUCCCCAUCGCAAUCGGGAAGGAUGUUGUCGGGAGCAGGCGUGAAAUGAAAGAGUACACAGGAACCAAAGGCACAGCGACGAGUGUUCUCGAGCAGCGUAGAGAGUACGUGCGGGGGAAGCUCAGCGGAGUUUUAACGGAGAUACUACACAAGAAACAUUACUACAACAUUAUUAGAGAAUGCUUUCAGCCGGCACUGGACCUUGAUGAGCUUGUCAAGAUCAUCCCCCAGAUCAAGACGUUCCUGCAGAGUCAGAUCGCGCAAAUUGAAGCAAACAACAUCCCUCUGCUCAAGGAUCAGCUAACCAGUAGACUAGCUGACGUGCGUCUAUUUGAAGUCAAAGAAGUGCGGUCAUAUUCUCUUCGAGUUCCAGUUGGCAUUUCCUGGAAAGACACAGUCAGUGAUGUCAUUGGAGAAGGAUCUUUCAGCAGAGUCUACAAGGCCACAAUGACGACAGAGGACAGACAGAAUGAAGAAGUCGCCAUCAAAGUUCCGAAGAUACCUUUGGAUGGCACCAUCAUGGAUUAUCUCCGAGAAGAAGAGAUUCUUUCUGAAAUGAAGGCUGACUGCAUCGUCAAGUUCUUCGGAACCGCCAUUGACAGACGUACCAACCCAGUGCAGCUGGUAAUGGUGUUUGAGCUGUGUAAGUGUACACUGAGAGAGGCAAUCCUACAGAGACCGAUACCUGGCCCUGCUGACUGCACUCGGGAGGAAAGACCCCAGGCCCUGCUAUUUGCUGCCGACAUGGCGAGACAGACUGCGAAUGCUUUGUGCUAUCUCCAUGGAAACGACAUCGUUCACAGGGACCUAAAGCUGGACAACAUUUUUGUCAAAGAAGACGACACAGGCCGGACAAUACUGAAGCUUGGUGACGUGGGCAUCGCCAAAUUCGAGAGAAAGAUACAAGGGACUCGGGCUGGGACCGAACUGUACAUGGCACCGGAAGUCCUACAGAGGUUGCCUACCUACGACAGAAAAGUGGACAUCUACAGCUUCGCCUUCGUCCUGUGGGAGCUGUGGUACGGCAGACAGGCGGACCAUGGACAGCAUAUGAACGGCAGCGAAUUCCGUACGGCAGUUGUUACAAGGAAUCUCCGACCAGCCCUGACAGAAGAUCUUCCUCAACCACAGUCUGACUGGAUGUCUUUGAUCCAGAGAUGUUGGGAAGGAGAAGCCAAGAUGCGGCCCACAGCUGAGGAAUGUCUUCAGUGUUUGAAUAGCAUUAUUGAAAGAAUCAAUAAGCCAACUACUUAA